This is a messenger RNA of Psylliodes chrysocephalus, 1765 nucleotides long. The record is from the annotation of a GenBank genome assembly. Lineage: Eukaryota; Metazoa; Arthropoda; Insecta; Coleoptera; Chrysomelidae.
GUGACAUUACGAGUUUUGUCAAAGUGAUAUUGUCAAAGAAUUUGUAAUAUAACUCGAAGCAAACAAAAUAUAGCAAAAUGUGGAGGUUCUUCGAGUUUUUUGUCAUGUAUUGGAGAAUUACAUUUCUUAUUGUAUAUCCAAUUGUAACACUACCAAUAAUAUUUGUGAACAAUAUAAAACCUUUCCGAUGCUUAUAUUGUUUUGGUAUAAUGUGUGCAUUAUGGAUGACAGAAGCUAUACCCCCAGCAAUUACUUCAAUAUUACCGAUACCAUUGUUUUCACUUAUGGGCGUCCAAAGUACAGACGAGGUAGCUCAUAAUUACAUGAACGAUACCAAUAUGAUGUUAAUUGGAAGUGUGGCGAUUGCUAUUGCAAUGGAAAAUAGUGGAUUACACAUUAGAAUUGCCUUAGGUACAAUAAAAUGCAUUGGAUGCAGCUUAAAAAAAUUACAUGUAGGCCUCGGCAUGGUCACAAUGUUCAUUUCCAUGUGGAUAGCAAAUACUGCUGCAACUGCUCUUAUGAUUCCUAUCGUAGAAGGGACCCUAUUGGCUCUUGAAAGAGAAGGUCUAAUAAACAGGUGGUAUGAAGUACCAGGAGAAGCAGAAUCGGAUUGGCGACCGACUCGUAUUACUAAGUGCUACUAUAUUUCGAUUGCUUACUGCUCGCUUUUGGGAGGAACAGGAUGUAUAAUUGGUUCCGGAUCUCAUUUAGCGUUCAAAGGAAUUUACGAAAAAACAUUUCCCACCAGCCCUGGUGUAGAAUUCGCAAAAUGGAUGAUGUUCAAUGUUCCUGUGAUGCUCAUUUCUAAUGUGUUAAUGAUUAUAUGGCUUCAGAUUUUAUACAUGGGUAUGUUUCGACCAAAAUCGGAGGCUGCUAAACAGUUGGCAGUUGGCAUAGAAGCCGCAGCUGCUACAAAGGCGGUCAUAGACAAGAAAAUUGAAGAUCUUGGUCCUAUGAGUUUUAAAGAAUUUAGUGUGGCUAUAUGUUUCAUCAUGGCCAUUGUCUUAUGGUUUUUUAGGAGGCCUGGCUUUAUGAAAGGAUGGCCACUAUUGAUAACUGAUGAAAAAUGCGGAGAUGCUGUCGUGGCUAUAACAGUGUUUGUGUUAUUUUUCCUUAUUCCAAUCGAUCCUGGGUGUCUUUAUUUUUUUAGCAGUAAUGAAGAGAAGAGACCAACGGGAGAGUCUCCAGGUAUACUUACAUGGAAAGUAUUUACACAGAAGAUGCACUGGAAUAUGGUCUUGGUUUUGGGAGGAGGUUUUGCAAUGGCAGAUGCCGCUAAAAAGAGUGGUAUGGCGAUAAUGGUGGCUGAAUAUUUUGUGCCAUUUCUCAGUAAAACUAAGUUCUUUAAUAUGUUAGUUUUUUGUGGCACAGGGUCUAUUAUUACACAGUUUCUCUCCAGUAAUGUGGCAUGUGUAACGAUACUUACACCAAUUGUAUUAGAUAUGUGUGUAGUAUCAAAAAUUCAUCCGAUGUAUUUAGGACUAUCAACUGCCCUUGCUUGUUGUUAUUCAUAUUUUUUGCCUGUUUCUACGCCCCCAAACGCAUUAGUUGCUGGUCCGUCGAGAAUGGGCGCCAAAGAUAUGAUGGUUUCAGGAAGUGGUUCUUUUGUGGUAUGCUUAUCGAUGCUUGUAACAAUAUUUCCCGUAUACUCUCCUUUAAUAUGGGACUUUGAGUUUCCAGAUUGGGCAGCUAUAGAAAAUGUUACUACUAUUUCUCCUAAAGCGACGGACUUUUUCCUUUAAUUAUUUCUUAAUUUAUUGUUACA